AUGUCUUACCGUCCCCUCGCCAAAACAGCGGUCUCCGCGCCAGGGAAAGUCCUGUUAACAGGCGGCUAUCUCGUGCUCGACAGACAGUACACGGGGACUGUGUUUGCGCUCAACGCGCGAAUUCAUGUUGUCGUGCGCCAGCUGCGGAGGAAUCUGCGGAGGGGAGGCGGCGCUUUUGGUGGUUUUGGGCUAGGGAGGAUGGAGUUCGAGGGGGAUGGGGAGACGGAUGCGGGGAAUGUGGGAGUCGAGGAAGGCGGGGAUGAGGUUAUCGUGGUCAGAUCGCCCCAGUUUAUCGAUGCGGUGUGGGAACCGCGAAAUCCAUACGUCGAAACAUCAAUAAACUACGCCCUGACAUAUGUUAGUUACAUCGCAGCAUCCAACCUGUUCGGCUCUCUCUCCAUCACCAUUCUCGCAGACAACGACUACUACUCCCAACCCUCCAUCUCACAAACUCCAGUCCACAACGGAGGAACCCGCUUCGUAGACUUCGGCGUCAAACUCCACGAGGCACACAAGACCGGUCUAGGCUCAUCGGCCGCACUCGUCACAGCCCUCGUUUCCGCAAUCGUCAUCCACCGCUCUUUUCAGCCAGAAGAACUCCCAGCCGUCCGCGACAAACUCCAUAACCUCGCGCAGGCAGCCCAUUGCGCCGCGCAGGGAAAAAUCGGCUCCGGCUUCGACGUCGGCGCCGCAGUUUACGGAUCCUGUCUGUACCGCCGCUUCUCACCAGCGGUUCUCGACAGUUUAGGCGACGUCGGGUCCCCACAGUUCGAAGAUCGGUUGUUCGCUGUUGUCGAGGAUCUCAAUGAGGAUGUGCCCUGGGACACUGAGUGUAUCGACUUUGGCAUCAGGUUGCCGCGCGGUAUGCAGAUUGUGCUUUGCGAUGUGGACUGUGGCUCGCAGACGCCGGGGAUGGUGAAGAAGGUGCUUCAGUGGCGAGAGGAGAAUCGGGAAGAGGCAGAUGCUCUGUGGGAUGAGUUGCAGACGAACAAUGAGAAGUUGCGGCUGUUGUUGAAGGAGUUGGUUCAGGCUAGCUAUAGUUCCAACAAUAGAAAUAUCAAUUAUGCCGAGAACGGCAACUUUGACGCGGUUGGCGUGCUCAUAUCCCGCACGCGCGAACUGCUCCGCACCAUGACGGCGAAAAGCGGAGUUCCCAUCGAGCCCAAGGUCCAGACGGAGUUACUGGAUAAGCUCUCGGAGCUGGACGGGGUGAUUGGUGGUGUGGUGCCCGGUGCAGGCGGGUAUGAUGCCGAUGCGUUGCUGAUAAGGGACGAUGCGGCGGUUGUAGACAGCCUUCGGGAUUUCCUGUCGACGUGGAAGAGCACUGUCGAGGAUGAUUUUGGCGGGCGGAUUGAGAGGGUGAGGCUGUUAGGGGUGACGCAUGGGUCUGAGGGGCUGAGGAAUGAGGUUCCGGUGAAGUAUUCGGAGUGGAUGUAG
Molecule: messenger RNA, 1437 nt
Organism: Paracoccidioides lutzii Pb01
Product: phosphomevalonate kinase
Exons: 2
Coding region: 1-1437 (478 amino acids)
Biological process (GO): isopentenyl diphosphate biosynthetic process, mevalonate pathway; ergosterol biosynthetic process
Cellular component (GO): peroxisome
Molecular function (GO): phosphomevalonate kinase activity; ATP binding
Source: RefSeq, a predicted model, not a curated record